Odocoileus virginianus texanus is the source of this 3265-nucleotide messenger RNA. NCBI's taxonomy places the organism in Eukaryota, Metazoa, Chordata, Mammalia, Artiodactyla, Cervidae. The record is from RefSeq and is a predicted model, not a curated record.
UAUGGCGACAUGGUACCAAAAACCAUAGCAGGGAAGAUUUUUGGUUCCAUCUGUUCGCUGAGCGGAGUCUUGGUCAUUGCUCUACCCGUCCCGGUGAUCGUAUCCAACUUCAGUCGGAUCUACCACCAGAAUCAACGGGCAGACAAACGAAGAGCACAGAAGAAAGCCAGACUGGCCAGGAUCCGGGCAGCCAAAAGCGGAAGUGCGAAUGCUUACAUGCAGAGCAAACGGAAUGGCUUACUCAGUAACCAACUGCAGUCCUCCGAGGAUGAGCAGGCCUUUGUUAGCAAAUCUGGCUCCAGCUUUGAAACCCAGCACCACCACCUGCUUCACUGCCUGGAAAAAACCACGAAUCACGAAUUUGUGGAUGAACAAGUCUUUGAAGAAAGCUGCAUGGAAGUUGCAACAGUUAAUCGUCCUUCAAGUCACAGUCCCUCUCUUUCUUCACAACAAGGAGUCACCAGCACUUGCUGUUCAAGACGACACAAGAAAACCUUCCGCAUUCCAAACGCCAACGUAUCUGGAAGCCACCGAGGGAGCGUUCAAGAACUCAGCACGAUUCAGAUUAGAUGUGUGGAGAGAACCCCACUAUCUAACAGCCGAUCCAGUUUAAAUGCCAAAAUGGAAGAGUGCGUUAAACUAAACUGUGAACAACCUUAUGUGACUACAGCAAUAAUAAGCAUCCCAACACCUCCAGUCACCACCCCAGAAGGAGAUGACAGGCCAGAGUCUCCCGAGUACUCAGGAGGCAAUAUCGUCAGAGUGUCUGCUCUGUAAGACAAUUGGAAUCAGGUUCAAGAGAAUUUGAGCACUGGCUGUGGAAACAGUCCCAAUGUGGAAGAAAGAAGAAAUAAUAAACACUCUGCAGAUUAAAAUGACAAAGCAAGGAGGUUGGUAAUGAAACAAACACAAAGCUUCCACACUUGUGGAUGGAAAUAAAACCACCAAAUGGCAUUUCUGGACAGUUUGACCUGUUAUACAGAGAAAUAAAAUAGUCUGUGGCCCUUUGACUUUGUGAAUGAGCACAAAUGAAAUGCCGCCUAUUGAUGCUUCUUAUGACCAGAACUCUUUUUUAAUAAAAUAAAUCUUUGAACAUAAUGUUCCAGUUGAAUGCAAAACAAAAAAUAUGGAAAACAUUUUGAUAAAAAUUUUUCCUGUUAAAACCAUGAACAUUGGCGAUGAUGAAGAUGAUUACACAUUAAAAAAACACAAACACACAACACAUUUGUAUUGACUGAAGGAAACCAUCAUAAUGCAUGCUAGAAUUCUUUGGAGCCGUUAUCUCAGUUUCCUUAUGUUGUCUUCAGAAUAGGCAUGAUAAACUAUACUAGUAGAAAGAGGGAAUUUCUGUGCACUUACAACAAGCUGAUUGUUCAUGUUCCAUGGUGGGCUGUGCAAAUAAACUCCUUUUAGAACUGCAGUAUUUCUCAUGGGGAUGCUCACUAGUACAUCUAAAGUGUUCAGAUAGUUCAGUAUGAAUCAUUGUUUUACCUUGCACCUAGAUACUGUUACAACUGCAAUAAUUAAUUGUACACUUGUUGUAUCAGGAAUCAGGAUAUUUUUGUUGUUGUAUUUCCAGAUCUUCAUAGAUACAUUAAGAGCCACAUUCCAUAGAAAAACUUCUGGUGUGGCCAGGUUUUAGAUAACCUUUUAAUCCAAAACCCUUGUGCCAUAAAUGUUUUUCUGUAAUAUUGUUUGGUCCACUGUAUUCCUGUGACAGUGAAUUAUUUGUUCCUGUAUUUCUAUAGCAUCUUUCUAUUGGGUUUAUCCUCAUCAACUAGACUAACAUUUUGUAGUUCAAAGGAAUUUCCUACUUUUGUAUUCCCCAACAAAUUAUCUUAUCAGCAGAUUACCAUCAUUCUCUAUCUGUUUGUCAAAAAUUAGGGGGAAAAAAGGAGUUGACAUCUGUGAAUUAUCUCUGACUUUUUGCUGUUAUGGAAAAGCCCAGAUACUGGAUAUAUCAUUGUAUGUUUCAUGAAACGAAUUAGCUGGGACUAAUAUCACAGAACCAGUGAUCCCAGAAUCUCACAUGAUGUAUUAUUUAUUUUGCUUUAGAUCUCAAAUACAUUUUGAGAAUAACUAAUGUGAAUUGAAGUGCGGAGAUAAACUGGAGUACUUUAUGUAGGAGUACUUUAUGUAGGAGUAUUUGAUGAAAGCACGCUUUCUAUGCCAUUGAGGAAGGCAGCACAGAUUUGUCUCAGAAAGUUUCCUGUUUAUUGCAAGGAGCAAUUUUUCUCCUCUAAAUCAGGAGGACAGGAUUUUGAUGAUGCAAAAUUGAUCUCUAUGUACAUUUAAGUGAAAAGUCUUGAUAUCUUUUCACCUUUAAAAUAUAUCAGCAGACAUGUCUGCACGUGACAAUGUAAAAAAGUUUUAUGUCCAAUGAAAAGUUUUGUUCAUUCCAAACCACCACUGUAAGGAAUAAAGUUUAGCUUCAAUACAUGGAAAGAGUAAAUAAUUAUCCCUCUACUAUAGAGAUUUUAAAAUGCUUAAUCAUAAUUUAUCAUGAAAAGGAAUUAAUCCAACCAUUUUCAAGUAAAGCCAGAAAUUCUUGCUUCCCAUUUCUAGACUAGCUUCUAGAACAAAGCUGUGCACACAGUAGAUUUAUAAACACUUGCUGAGUGAAAGUCAGAUAAACUCUACUAUCUCUAGGGAAAAACUGGCUUUAUACCUAGUAUGUCUUUUUUAAAAGUCACUAAUCUUCCUGAGUGUGAAUAUUAACAAUUAUAUUAACACCUGCCUCAUGUCACUUUAUGCUUCUAGAGCAAAUAUAUAGUGAAACUUCUUUGAUGGCAUUUGUUGAAAAACUUUUUAAAAAGUAGGUUAAACAAAACACAAUCAGGAAUACUUAGGUCUUUAUUCCCAAUAAAAAGUUCUAUUUUCAUGGUCUUAAUAUUACCUUUAAAAAUGCAGUUAGAUUAUUUCUGUUGACAAUUCUGCCUCCUUUUUCAAGUUAUCAUUUAUCCAAAACUAUUAAUUUCUUUAGACUUUUGGAAAAGAAAAAAACUUUUUGGUGUUUUAGGUGAUUUAAAAAUAUACUGUGUUGGUGGUGAAUGACUAUUGAUGACUGUGUUAAGUGCAUCUGUAUUGUAAGUGAAAUGUAAUUAUUUCUGUGUACCAUAUGGAGUAACCAAGGUCAUUGUUUUUGACAAUUUUGUUUGAAAUUCAUAUAUCUUAUUUCAAAGGAUAGCAUAAUAUCUGCAUUAUGCUGGAAAAAAAUAGACCUUUGGAGAAUACUCAAAUAAAACAUGUGCAUGCUCGAACAGGA